UGUAAACUGUUCGGCUUGUUCGUAUUGAUGUUAAAGAAAGUUGUAUGGAUUUAAUAUAUUUUCGAAAGAUAGUGAUUUUGCUGGCAGUGGCACAGAUGAACGGCGGCUUCGGGGCAGGAGACCAGGAAGGUUGCGCACACGGCGCUUCUAAUUACACUUUUAUCGAACGGUACUAUCAUACACAUCUAGCGGUUGAGAGUGUGAAAAAAAAUGUCAUGGUCUAUCGCCUAGUGAGCUACAAACCAUCUUGUGACUUUAUCGGAAAACUGAUCGACAUGAUUAACAAUAAAUGUAAAGAAAAAACAAGAAUUGUGUCUCAAUCUGAGCCGAAGUAUCACAGCAUAAUCAGCACAACCCACGUGACAAAAUGUUGUAUUGGAUUCAUUACAGAAAAUGAUAUCUGCGUUAGAGUCAAAUCAAACAACUUUCCAACGGGUGCACUUACAGGGGGAGUUAUUGGUGCCGUUAUAGUCUUGGGUGCUGCUGUCGUUAUAACUUUCUUGGUCACACGAAGAUUAUUACAAAAGGAAGCACAAGGCCAUAACGACGAGCGAGAUGAUACAAACCCUGGAGGGGCAGCAACUCAACCCGGACUAUACGAAUCGUUAAAUAUAGCCAGCAUGGAGGAACGUGACAGGGGGGAUGCCUUCACAGUGUUAUUCACGACAGGGCAAGCUGGAGUGCCGGAGAGUGACCAUUACGAAACAAUACCGAACUAAUUGCAAUGGGUAUAGCAACAAUAAGUCAGAGUUCUCACUCUGAUACAAACACGAUGACAAUAUCGGUCAGGAAAUGACAACACAGGUCAAGAAAUGAAAAUACAUUUCUGAUCAGAACCUAUUUCAAAAUUUUGGUUUAGGGUCUAAUUGGUAUAAAGCACUAGACCUAAGUACAGAGUAGAACAAACGUUAACUACUCUACGUUUAUAAAUGUAUCAUGUUUAUUGCUUUGUUAGGAAAGAUGUCGGCUACUUGUUUGGAUACUCGUUUUUCUAGAUCUUCGUAAGAUUUUAAGAAAUUUCAUUUACAAACACUGUAAAAUAUUAAUAACUGUCGGAAAAUAGCUCAUUGAGCUAAUGUUUCUUUUCGACACAUACCCGACUUUAAAUAGAGAUUUUUGUUUCUUGUAUCUUGUACUUCAUACUAUUUACUUUUUCCCAGCAUUAUGUAGGUUUGUAUUCCUAUUAUUAAUGAGUGUUGCAAAAUGAGGAUUGUUGAAGCUUGCUUUUCAUUAUGAAUGACAUCAAUGUGUAAAUGAGAAAUGAUUUGGUUUAAUGUAAUCAUUGUAAAUAUCAUUAAUAGUGUUUAAUCCAUAUUAUGUAAACAAGACACACAUUAACCUUUAGUAAAUAUUUUAUCUUGUAGCAGUAGUAGUAGUAGUAGUAGUAGUAGUAGUAGUAAUAGUAGUAGUAGUAAUAGUAGUAGUAGUAGUAGUAGUAGUAGUAGCAGAAGCAGUAGCAGCAGCAGCAGUAGCAGCAGCAUCAGCAUCAGCAGCAGUAGUAGUAGUAGUAGUAGUAGAAGUAGAAGUAGUAGCAGCAGUAGCAGUAAAUACUUAAAUAUUUCAAAGAAAUAAAAGGAUCCUACAACACUGUUAACAAAGAGAGACUUCGGCGAUAUUAUAAAACAUUGCAUAUAUGAAUAAGUUUGUUUAUCUUCUUCUCAGAUAUUUGCUUACAUAAUACAUUGGUCAGGGAUCAAAUACUAAUACACGAAUUGUUUAGAGUAUAUGAAACGUUUGCAUAUAUAUAUAGUAAGUAAAAAAAGCAAAAUAGAGUGCAACAACUAGGUUACAUGAUACAAUUUUUAAGUCGUCAUGUUUUCAGUUUUGAAAAUUUUCUUUCAUAAUAUUCAUGUAUAUGUUCACGAUAAUUAAGCAAUCAAUCUGAUUCUAUUUGUAUUACUAAGUUAACAUUGAGUUUUACAAAAUAUGUCAAUAGAUCAAUCACUAUUUUGUUUUUAUUAUUACGUUUGGCAUGUCCAAAUUGCUUAAGGAUAAGCAUGCUUAAUUGUAACAUGUUUCACCAUAUAUGGUACAUACAUGUGUGUGCGUGAGUGUGUGCGUAUGUUUGUGCGUGUAAUUUGUACCUUAUUUGUGAGUAGUUCCAAGUUACUUGACAAUUUACUUCCUUUGUGAAAAAAAUCCCGCCAAAUGCCCCCGCUACCCGGAGACAUUCUAUGUACAAAGGCCAAUUUCCCGCUAUUUUCGGCGCGAAAACAAAACCAACGAAUUCACUGCGCACUGCGGGGCCACCUUGAAGGUAAAAAAACGGCCCAUUUCCCAUUUUCCCCGCUUUACCCGGUAAACCACGGAUCUGGGUGAGGGGGAGCCGUGGGUACAAUUGACUGGUGCAUUUUAGUUGGUUAA
Molecule: messenger RNA, 2364 nt
Organism: Mya arenaria
Lineage: Eukaryota; Metazoa; Mollusca; Bivalvia; Myida; Myidae
Exons: 6
Coding region: 45-719 (224 amino acids)
Source: RefSeq, a predicted model, not a curated record